Messenger RNA from Leptinotarsa decemlineata (Colorado potato beetle), 1014 nucleotides. RefSeq names its product Insulator su(Hw) mRNA adaptor (gene Isha). Gene Ontology annotation, cellular component: nucleus. NCBI's taxonomy places the organism in Eukaryota, Metazoa, Arthropoda, Insecta, Coleoptera, Chrysomelidae. Gene Ontology annotation, molecular function: RNA binding. The record is from RefSeq and is a predicted model, not a curated record.
AAGAAUAAGUAAAUUUCAUCUUUCAACACCAUAAUGGCGUCUGUUAAUGACAAUGUUUUAGUGUUUCGAAUGAAAUGAGUAUAUAAAAGUUGAAAUUGAGUUUAUCCGAAUACAAACAAUCAAAACAUUGAACACUAUGGAUGCAGUUAAAUCCUUCAAUCAAGAGCUUUCCGCUCUUUAUGAGGUUAAACCCCCUAUAUCUAAAGCCAAAAUGACUGCUUUAACUAGGGGAGCCAUCAAAGCCAUAAAAUUUUACAAACAUGUUGUUCAAAGUGUUGAGAAGUUUAUAUUGAAGUGUAAACCCGAAUACAAAGUGCCUGGACUAUAUGUAAUAGACUCUAUUGUGCGUCAGUCGAGACAUCAGUUUGGAUCCGAUAAGGAUGUGUUUGCACCCAGAUUUUCAAAGAAUAUGCAGCAAACUUUUGUCAAUCUCUUCAAAUGCCCUCCCGAAGAUAAGGAUAAAAUCAUAAGGGUCCUCAAUUUGUGGCAGAAAAACCAAGUAUUUCCUCCUGAAGUCAUUCAACCGCUCUUUGAUUUUGCCGAUCCAAACAACCCUGUCUACAAAGAAAUAGAUGCUUCAAUGCAACAACAAUCAAGUAAUGGGCUCAAUGCUUCAUCUGCAUCUAUCAUCAAAGGUUCCCCUGCUCUGCAACGAACACCAACCAAAGGAAUCCAACCAGGAUCAGACAGCGUCCAUGGAUCAACAAGUAGUUUGGUACCAAUCGUUCCAAGUUUAUUAUUAAAAUAAACAACUCACUUUUAUUAUAACAGGAGAAAAAAUUGACCAGACAUAUUCAGUGUGCUACAAAGAGGAUAUUGAACUCGUCAUCAGUCAGAUCAAUUCAUAAACUUUCAGAAAUAAUUUAUCUAUUUGGCGGUCUAAUCUUGGUCUAAUAAUUGGUUUAAUUUGAAUAUGGUGGAAGUUUAAGGAUCAGAAGAAUAGGACUCUGCCGAAUUCAAUUCAGUAUCAAUAUUUUGAUAUUCUCAGAUUAUACAUUUGAAAGAAUUGUCAAA